AUGGCUGCUUCCCACGAGGAAGCAAAGGUGGUCCACGCCACCCCCGAAUCCGCCGUGAUCGAAGCCGAGAAACAGCAGGGCCAACACCAAGAAUUCAUCCUUGAUGAAGAAGGCAAAUGUGUUCCGGUCGAUUACUCUGGAGCCCAUGCCAAAACUGACCCUAAGGAGAUCCGACUUGUUCGCAAACUCGACAUCUGGAUCAUGCCAUCUCUCUGGGUCAUGUACUGGUUGAACUACCUUGAUCGCAAUGCGAUUGCUUUGGCUCGGCUCAACGACCUUGAAGAAGACUUGAAUCUCACAGGAACCCAGUACCAAACUUGCGUGAGCAUCCUCUUUGUGGGAUAUUUGCUCGGUCAGAUUCCAUCCAACAUGUUCCUCACCCGCACCAAACCAUCCUAUUACAUGGCUGGCUGCAUGGCUCUUUGGGCCAUCGUCAGUGCCUUGACAGCUGUCUCCAAAGACUUCACCGGCCUCCUCCUUACUCGCUUCUUUCUCGGUGUCACAGAGGCCCCAUACUAUCCAGGCGCACUCUUGAUGUUGUCACUCUUUUACACUCGCAAGGAAAUUGCCACUCGUAUUUCAAUCCUCUACACCGGUAACAUUCUCGCCACCGCCUUUGCAGGCCUUAUUGCAGCAGGAGUCUUUUAUGGCAUGGAUGACCUCGGAAGCCUCGCCGGCUGGCAAUGGCUCUUCAUCCUGCAAGGCGCAGUGACUUUUGUCGUGGCCAUCGUCGCGGCAUUUACCCUCCCUGACGAGCCUCUCUCAACCCGUUGGCUGACACAGUCUGAACGUCAGCUUGCCCACGACCGAAUCCUGCGUGACACUGUCGGCAACAAGGCUGGCACCUCUACAUUCGAAGGUCUCAAGGAGGCCGCUGCAGAUCCCAAGCUCUGGAUCUUUGUCUUCAUGCAGCACAUGCAUCUGGCUGCCAAUGGCUUUAAAAAUUUCUUCCCAACGGCCGUGGAGACCUUGGGCUUCUCAGAGACCAUUACUCUUGUCCUCACAUGCCCGCCUUACCUGAUUGCGGGCCUCAUCUCUGUUCUCUGGUCCGCAUCCAGUGGCAAGUACAACGAGCGUACUUGGCACAUCACCGUGGCCAAAGCGAUUGCCGUGACGGGCUUCGUCCUGGGCUGCGCUACCCUCAACACUGGCGCCAGAUAUUUUGCCAUGGUAGUCUUCGCCAUCGGCACAUAUGCCGUCAACUCGAUCAUCCUCGGCUGGGUGGCUAGUACAUGCGGUCAGACUAAAGAGAAGAAAGCAUCCAGUCUCGCUAUCGUGAACACCAUUGCCAAUGCCUCUUUUAUCUGGACUCCGUACCUCUGGCCCACAUCCGACGCACCUCGAUACACAAUAGCCAUGGUGUCCUCCGCAGCGUUUAGCGUCGCAUGCGCCUCCGCUGGGUGGGUCAUGAAGAUCAUCCUCAUCAGAAUCAACAAGAAGAUCCGUCAGAGCAACGAUGAGACGGUCUUGUUCUAUGCCUACUAG
Molecule: messenger RNA, 1485 nt
Organism: Rhinocladiella mackenziei CBS 650.93
Lineage: Eukaryota; Fungi; Ascomycota; Eurotiomycetes; Chaetothyriales; Herpotrichiellaceae
Exons: 2
Coding region: 1-1485 (494 amino acids)
Biological process (GO): transmembrane transport
Cellular component (GO): membrane
Molecular function (GO): transmembrane transporter activity
Source: RefSeq, a predicted model, not a curated record